AUGAGGGAACGAAAUAAAAUCAAGAGUCUACAUGAAGUAGAUGACAAUGGUCGAUUUCUGAUCAAGAAUCGUUUAGGUCAGUUCCUCCUUGACGCUGCCAGACUAUAUGAAGGGAUGUCAAACUAUCGGGAUAAGAAACUGCUCCGCGAAUAUAUUUCUAAAGACCCCCCUCUUCAUCCUCGGCGUACUCUCGAUCAAGCCUACCACUGGACACUCAACUCAACAUGGGAAAGGGAUAGAGAUCAAGUUGUAUACAGACAUACGACUACAGAACCUGACAAAUUCCAUAAAUAUGAUCCGGGUACUAAGACAUGGCAAGAACACGAGGAUUUCCACAUCAAGGGGACAUGUGAAGAAUGCAAAAGGAAUAUUCAAAAGCUAUCUCGUGUUAUCAUGGUGGACCAGUUGUGGAUGUGGGUUCUGGAUGCAAAGACGAUUAUUACCUGCUUUCCGAAACGAUACGGUUCGAAUAAGCAGGAUAGUUCAGCCGUUCACAAGUCGAUAAGAGUACGCAUCCAGGAGAUUGGUCACGACCAGAUUCGUACCGCUUUUGAUCUUGGCUUAAUUAUUAUUGAUGAAUGCAUCAACACAUUAUUCAAUCGAGCAAGAACGACAAGUCGGCAGCCACAAGUCAUUGAUGCUUUCUCUAAAGCUAUUGGGAAUAUUAUGCACAAGCAAACCGUAGCUUUUGAAAGACUCUGGCGCUGGGCUGAUAAUGCCAGUGAUAUCUACAAAUCCAACGGGAAUGGGGAUGCUUCAGAGCUUCACGUCACGCUUCUUGAUAUUCAUCCUGAAGGGCAGCUUGAGCGGGAGAUUAAGGACAUAGUGGAAGAGUUGGAUAUCAUGAUACACAUAACAAAGGUCCACGAGAAAAUGCUUUUAGCAUUUACUUCCAGUGCGGAAAACUUGCUCGAUCCCUUUGGAAAAUUUGGCGAAAAUAAGAAGCGGGAGAUGAUAAGCAAUACUUCAAGAGGAAAAACGAACAAGAUCGCCCAAAGUCUCGCCGAGUAUAAAGAAGAAGGAGAAAGUCUUGCUAAGCAUGAAAAAGAAGGAGAAGUUCCAGCUGAUGAAAAAAGUGAAAAAUCUGCGUUCGAGAAAAGGCGAGAUGACUACAACUGGUUCAAGCUCAAUGCUGAUGAGCUCUUGGAAACUAUCAAGGGGCGGAUCGAUGAACUUGAAGAGUUACGAAAAAUUGCUGGCCGUACAGCCGAUAGUGUCAAGGAUUUAUUGGAAUUAAAACAGCAACAGGCCAGUGUCGUCCAGGCGUGGCAAGCUGUUAGACAAUCAAACGAGACGAUUAAGCAGAGCCAAUCGAUCAUGAUGUUUACACUCGUGACAAUCAUUUUUGUAAGUUGA
Molecule: messenger RNA, 1356 nt
Organism: Daldinia childiae
Lineage: Eukaryota; Fungi; Ascomycota; Sordariomycetes; Xylariales; Hypoxylaceae
Exons: 3
Coding region: 1-1356 (451 amino acids)
Source: RefSeq, a predicted model, not a curated record